GGGCAGCCGCAGCAGCUUGACGCAAACACUCACCUCGGCGCCUUUGCGGAGGGCGCGCCGGCGGCGACGCGCGACGCGCUCUGGCGCGCCGUCGGCAAGGCGGCCCGCGAGGCGGCGGCAAAGAGCGAGCCGACGUGGAUCUCAACCGAGGGGACAGGUGUGCCGUGGCUGCACGUCCGGUUCGACCGGAGGCCAAAGUACUUUCACCACGAGCCGUUCCGCCGGAGGCCGCCGAAGCCCGACGCGCCCCGCCGCCGCAUGGCGGGCAUCUGA
This is a messenger RNA of Emiliania huxleyi CCMP1516, 273 nucleotides long. RefSeq lists its product as hypothetical. The annotation marks the transcript as partial. The transcript has a single exon. The record is from RefSeq and is a predicted model, not a curated record. NCBI's taxonomy places the organism in Eukaryota, Haptophyta, Isochrysidales, Noelaerhabdaceae.